GGACGAGUUUGUGUCACAUGGCCCUCGUCACGUGGCCCCUGAGGAAAAAGGGGUGAUUUUUGGUGUAAAUCUAGACUGUAAUUCUGUAAUAUAUCACAGUACCUCGUAAAACCGACAGUAAAACCUCCCGGCCUACAAAUCACCGGUCAAAUUAUGAGUUCAUUGUAUUAUGCGAACGCUUUGUUUUCCAAAUAUCAAGCUGCAAGUUCGGUUAUUCCAAGUGGGGUCUUUCCCGAGCAAACUUCUUGCGCCUUUGCGUCCAGUUCACCGGGAGCCAGCAGCUAUGUCUCGGGCUCCGGCGGCGCAGGCUUCUCUUCCUCUUCCUCCACACUGUCCGGACUGUACAAUAACGCAGGGAACAUGCCCACCCAAACCCGCAGCAUGUAUCCCUCUGCGUACGGGCUGGGCACCGGCUCUCUGAACAUGCACUGCUCCCACUUUGAACACCCCAACCUCUCCAUGAUUUGCUCCGGUGGUGACCCGUCCAAGGUGUCCAGCUGCGGUAAGGCGGAGCAGAGACAGAACGAGGACAGUUUACGGAUCUACCCAUGGAUGAGAACCUCAGGUGCAGACAGGAAGCGAGGUCGACAGACGUACACACGUUACCAGACGCUGGAGCUUGAGAAGGAGUUCCACUUCAAUCGCUACCUGACUCGCCGAAGACGCAUAGAGAUCGCUCACGCGCUGUGUCUCACCGAGAGGCAGAUCAAAAUCUGGUUCCAGAACCGGAGGAUGAAGUGGAAGAAGGAGAACAAGACGCCCGGACGGAGCUCCCCUGCAGCCGAACCGCCGGGGGGCGAGGAGGACGAAGAUGAAGACGAGUAGCGACGGCGAAAGGACGGUGAAAAGACUAAUGGGCACUACAUGAGACUGAUAUUAUAUUAAAACCGUAGGGGGAAACUGUGUCUCCCCUAUUCUUACACUGAGUUAAACAUACAAUACUACCUACAAGAUUAAUGAUUUAUUCAUGUAGUCUAAAGCCACGUCUUGUUUUGUUAAAAGUACAGUGAAAUUGUAUAGAUAAAAAAAUGACAUUGAUUUCUAAGCGAUACUAAAUAAGCUAUUGUUGCUUACAUGUUGAUUUAAAUAAAUAUUAUCCCGUUUUCUUUGGCAUAGAUCUGUAAUAUUGCAAAACCCUGGUUGGGAAAACUAGCCUGUUUGCGAGAAAAGGGAUCGGCUUUGCAGCAGUUAUGCAACUCUACGAUCAGCCUUGCUAUUCUAUGUUCAUUCUCAUCUUGUGAUCUUCUGGGUGUAUAUUUUAUGACUUGUUGUAAAGGGCUUUUACCCCUAUGUCAAUUGAUUUGACGUAUUUUGUUUUUAUUCUCGACAUGUAGGCCUACAGUGGACCACGAGAUGUAGGAAUUUGUAUAUUUUCGUGUUGUGAGGAACUAUUUGUUAUUCAAUUGCACAAGUGUUCUUUCUGUUCAUGCCAAUAAAACAAAAAGUAAUCAAUUGCAAA
This is a messenger RNA of Oncorhynchus keta (chum salmon), 1459 nucleotides long. Its product is annotated as homeobox protein Hox-B7a-like. Gene Ontology annotation, cellular component: nucleus. Gene Ontology annotation, molecular function: DNA-binding transcription factor activity, RNA polymerase II-specific; RNA polymerase II cis-regulatory region sequence-specific DNA binding. Bases 154 to 825 code for a protein of 223 amino acids. The record is from RefSeq and is a predicted model, not a curated record. Gene Ontology annotation, biological process: anterior/posterior pattern specification; regulation of transcription by RNA polymerase II. NCBI's taxonomy places the organism in Eukaryota, Metazoa, Chordata, Actinopteri, Salmoniformes, Salmonidae. The transcript is spliced from 2 exons.